Messenger RNA from Parnassius apollo (apollo), 3792 nucleotides. Lineage: Eukaryota; Metazoa; Arthropoda; Insecta; Lepidoptera; Papilionidae. The record is from the annotation of a GenBank genome assembly.
AUGGACAAAGUAUAUUUCUUUGUAAACGGUCACCGUUAUACUGUAUCUGAAUCAGAAGUUGGUCCGUCCACAUCAUUAAAUGAUUACCUCCGCGACUGUCUUGGUCUAUACGGCACUAAGUCGAUGUGCCACGAAGGUGGUUGUGGAGCGUGCGUGGUCUCCGUGAGCCAGUUGAAUCCUGUGUCGAAGGAGAAGCAGGUGUUUUCAGUUAACUCUUGUUUGGUCCACAUUCUGUCCUGUCAUCAAUGGGAAAUAACCACGAUAGAGGGCCUGGGCAACCGCAAAGAUGGUUACAAUCCGCUGCAAACUCGACUAGCCAUGUUCCACGGCACGCAAUGCGGCUACUGUACACCUGGGUGGAUAAUGAGUAUGCACAGUUUAUACAAAGGCGCACAGAAGAAAUUAACAACACAAGAGAUAGAGAAGUCAUUUGGUAGCAACAUAUGCCGCUGUACCGGGUACCGACCCAUCCUGGACACGUUUAAAAGUUUUGCCACUGAUACAGAGGUUCAAAUUCCAAGUGACAUAAAGGACUUGGAAGAUCUACACGAAAUAAAAUGUAUCAACAAAACUCUUGAUAAAUGCAAUGUCGAUGAUGAAUGGUGUGUAAUAGAAAAUUCAAAGGAGUCAAUGUUUCAAAUUGAUUUGAACGUAUAUCGCUGGUAUAAGGCGUUUACUGUAGAGGAGGUUUUCAAGGUACUCUCAAAAGAAGGCACGAACAGUUACCGGCUCGUUGCAGGCAAUACCGGGAAAGGCGUUUACCCAUUAACCGAGGAACCAAAGGCUUACAUAGACAUAUCGUCAAUAGAGGCUCUACGGGACGUGACAAGAGCCGCUAACCUGAUAUUAGGAGCAGGGAUGUGUCUGACCGACAUGAUGAGGCAGUUCAAAGUCCACGCCAGGCUUAACGAUGACUUUCAAUACUUGGAGCUGUUCUACAAGCACAUGGAAUUGGUUGCACAUGUUCCCGUGCGAAAUAUCGGCACUAUAGGAGGUAACCUGGCUAUGAAAAAUGCACAUCACGAAUUCCCUUCCGAUAUAUUUGUACUGUUGACCACCGUGCAGGGUGUAGUCACGAUCGUGAACAGCAAUCUUGAGAAAACUGAAGUAAAUAUGGAGGAUUUCUUGAAGUUAGACCUUCGCAAUAAAUUGAUAUUGGAUGUCAAAUUACCGCCGCUGUCCUCUAGCAAUAUAAUUCGGACGUACAAGAUAAUGCCGCGAGCCCAAAACGCCCACGCGAUUGUCAACGCUGGAUUCCUAUUGCAUCUGAACUCCUCGAAGAAGGUGACGUCAUCUUGCAUCGUUUUCGGCAACAUAGGCCCAGACUUCAUUAGAGCGAAAGAGACAGAGAAGCUUCUGUUGGGACAGGACCUGUACAGCGACAAGACGUUACAACAAGCAUUGGCUACACUGAAUAAGGAAAUUGUGCCCGUAGACAUGCCACCUGAGCCGUCACCAUAUUGUAGAAAAAUGAUUGCUCUAGGAUUGUUUUAUAAGGCCAUUUUAUCGCAGUGUCCGUCUGUAAACCCCCGAUACAAAUCCGGGGGCAGUAUACUCGAGCGUCUGUUGUCCAGCGGAACGCAAACUUUCGACACUGACAAGUCACUCUGGCCUUUGAACCAGCCUGUUCCGAAGCUAGAGGCGUUAACUCAGUGUUCUGGUGAGGCAAAAUAUUCGUGCGACGUGAAGUGGUCUCCCCGUGACGUGCACGUGGCCUUCGUGCUCUCCGACGUCGCGCUUGCAGACAUCGAGAGCAUCGACGCCAGCGACGCAUUGAGACUUCCAGGUGUUAUUGCAUGCUUCACAGCCAAGGACAUCCCGGGAAAAAACUGUUUCCCCCCACUGGAUGUGUCCUUUAUAGACGUCGAAGAGGAAAUACUUGCCAGCUCGAAAAUCUUAUACCAUGGGCAGCCAGUUGGGUUGAUAGCAGCCGUGAACCACAAGCUGGCUGUGAAAGCGGCUGGACUAGUGCGAGUCAAGUACAAGAAUGUUGGAGUACCGGUGUUAACUAUAUCUGAGGCGUUGGUGGCUCCAGAUAAGGAUAGGAGGGUCCGUAAGGAUGUGGCGAUCAUCGCAAGCGAUUGUAGCAAGGACACCACACACGUGUUUCGUGGCAGCUACGUGGUGCCUGAGCAGUACCACUUCACCAUGGAGCCGCAGUGCUGUAUCGCGAAGCCCUCGUCACGUGGCAUGAAGCUGCGGAGUGCCACGCAGUCGAUGGACCUCACGCAAGUAGCUGUGGCGAGGAUGCUACAAUUACCGCUUAACAGUGUGGAGGUGUGUGUGCCCCGGGUGGGCGGGGCGUACGGUGGCAAGGCGUCCCGCGCGGCGCUGGUGGCGUGCGCGUGCGCGCUGGCUGCGAGCGCGCUGCAGCGCCCCGCAUCACUCGUGCUGCCGCUCAAGCAUAACAUGACCGCGAUCGGAAAGAGAUCUGCUUGUGACUUUCACUAUGAGGUGGGCGUAAACGACGAUGGACUGAUUAAAUACUUAAAUCUCAUAUACUACAGCGAUUGCGGAUGUACGUUUAACGACUCGAUGGGGUCAACUAUCGCGAACUUCAUAAAGAAUCUGUAUGACAGCACCUGUUAUAACAUCACUGGGUACAGUGUACUGACCGACAAGCCUUCUAAUACAUGGUGCAGAGCGCCUGCUUCAACAGAAGCCGUCGCUGUGAUGGAGCACAUAAUGGAGCGUAUAGCGCACAAAACAAAGAAAGACCCCACCGAAGUCAGAAUCACUAACCUGGCCGCUAAGAAUGCCGUACUAAAGGAAAUGAUAGCGGCAUUCAAAAUGGAAACCAAUUACGACGACAGAAUGUCCGAAAUCGCUAAGCACAACAAAGAGAACGCCUGGAAGAAGCGAGCUUUGAAGCUUUCGUUGAUGUCAUUUCCAAUCAUCUUUUACGGGAAUUAUCCUGUAACGAUAUCCGUGUACCACGGGGAUGGAUCGGUUCUUAUAUCCCACGGCGGUAUUGAAAUGGGCCAAGGAAUCAAUACGAAAGUGGCUCAAGUCUGUGCCUAUGUAUUGAAGAUACCUUUGGACAAAGUAACAGUAAAGGAAUCCGAUAGUUUCGUAUCACCCAACGCUAUGGUUAGCAGUGGUAGUAUAACCAGCGAGUGUGUCGCCUAUGCGACUAUUAAGGCUUGUAAAGAGUUGCUGAAAAGAUUGGAGCCAGCGAGGAACGAAUUGAUUAAUCCUACGUGGGAAGAAGUUGUCAAGAAAUCAUUCGAUAAUGGCGUUAACCUUCAGACAAGUUCUAUGAUGUCGCCUUUAGACUCCUUAAUAGGCUACGAUGUGUAUGGAGUCUGUUGUGCUGAGGUAUGCCUGGACGUACUGACUGGUCAGCAUCAGGUUCUGAGGGUGGACAUCCUAGAAGAUACGGGUCAAAGUCUCAGCCCUAGCGUGGACGUUGGCCAGAUCGAAGGUGCCUUCAUCAUGGGUCUAGGCAUGUGGACCAGCGAGCGUCUGAUUUAUUCCAAGUCGGGCCGCUUGCUCACUGACUCCACCUGGACUUACAAACCGCCUGGUGCUCUGGAUAUUCCGGUUGACUUCCGUAUCAACUUCCGGCGCAAUUCUAAGAACGAUGCCGGGGUCCUUUGGUCUAAAGCCACAGGUGAGCCCGCGCUUGUAUUAUCUGUGGUGGUAACGUUCGCACUCCACGAAGCCAUCCUUGAAGCCAGGAAGGAGUUUGGUUAUGUAGACACUGAAUGGCUGAAUAUUGAUACUCCAUACUGUGUCGAGAGUAUUAUGAAAGCGAUCGCCCCUAAAAUAAAAAGUUAUAAGCUUAAUUAA